This is a messenger RNA of Paralichthys olivaceus (Japanese flounder), 4761 nucleotides long. RefSeq names its product inositol polyphosphate-5-phosphatase E (gene inpp5e). The record is from RefSeq and is a predicted model, not a curated record. Gene Ontology annotation, biological process: phosphatidylinositol dephosphorylation. Gene Ontology annotation, molecular function: inositol-polyphosphate 5-phosphatase activity; phosphatidylinositol-4,5-bisphosphate 5-phosphatase activity. Lineage: Eukaryota; Metazoa; Chordata; Actinopteri; Pleuronectiformes; Paralichthyidae. Gene Ontology annotation, cellular component: axoneme; Golgi apparatus; nucleus.
CCUCGGCUGUGUGACCGUCUCCUCUUGGUUACUGAAUCUUUGUUGUCAAACGUUGCUAAGGAAGUCAGCGCCGCUUCUGCUAAACUCGCCUCUUCGACACCAGACAGCGGGAACACGAGGCAGCUUCACUUCGGUGCGUGAACAACAACACGACCCGGAGACCGCGACGUCGACCGUGGAUCAACACAACCGUACAAACCUCCGUUAGCUCAGCUAGCUAGCUAGCUAGCUAGCUGCUGCACCGCUGCUGCUCUGCUAACGCUUCUUAUAGCUUUGCCAAGUGGUCGCGUUGCGGCUCGCCGAAUUAAAGCGGAUUAAAUGAAGCUGGUGUCUGAAUGUGACUCGUUGGAUGAACGACGGCGAGUUCAGCACGAAUCACUGCGUCUCUGUGUGGAGCUGUGUAGUUGGACGAGGGUUAGCGUUAGCUAGCUGCCACUGCUAUCGAUCAAUCACUGCUAACUAACUAAUGCUAGUGGUUGGAGGUGUGUGUCACUCAAGCAAUGAGAGAGGUUUCACCAUCUGACCACAGCGGGUCUGCGACAUGACGAGAGGAUGACUGAGAAUGGCGAGGACGGCGGCGUCCAUCUGCAAAGUGAAGCUCCCGACAAAAAGGAUUCAGUUGUCAAUGACAGCAGGCCACUCAAAGGCCCCUUAGUGGAUGUCAAGCAACAAAAUGAUGCCCUUAAACUCACUGCUAGAAACAAAGAGGGAGAGCUCAUUCCAUACCAGCCUCGGCCGCCCUUACUACCCAAGCAGACAAAGUCAAAGAGGAGCGGCUCCGUCGAGGAGACAGUGAGAAACAGGAGGCUGAGAAACAGCCAGGAGAGCCUGAGUGACCCGGCUGAGACUGGCUCCUCCACAGACUCCCUGAAAGAGGACCAAGCAGGACCAAAUCCAGGUGGGUUCAUCGUCAGUAACGCUGCAGCCGUCAGGAACCAGGACUCCAGUGCGAGACCCCUGUCUGCCACUUCUACAGGAUCCCCAGUCUUCCGAGAGCGAGGGAGUAGUCUCUCAGAUUAUGAGAGGAGGCCUCACAGCCAGCAGAGCGACCCCACGGACCAGCAGGCGCGGUCCACCAAGGUGCGCCUGUCCCCGGUGCAACCCACGGGGCGGCUGCCCGCUCUGGAGAAGAGCUUUGUGUCAGCCACUUUAAGGGCCGCUAAUAGGAUUGACAGGGAUUGUUUGGAUUAUGCCGUGCUGGCCAGAGAGAAGCUUGGGGAGAGACUCCACAGGAACCUGAGCGACAGCCGGCUUCUGGAGAACAUGGGGUCGGAUAGUGCCUCUGUCAACUCCAUGAGGUCCACGUACAGCGUGCUCAGCCCCAUCAGACCUCAGGAUGUCAGGAACAGAAGUUUCCUGGAGGGCAGCGUGCUGGGAAGCGGUGCGUUGCUCGGGGCUGAGGAGCUGGACCGCUACUUCCCUGAAAGGAGAGUGGGCGUUUACGUCGCCACGUGGAACAUGCAGGGAGAGAGGGGGCUUCCAGUCAACUUAGAUGAUCUCCUCCUUCCAACAGACUCUGAAUUUGCACAAGACUUUUAUAUUAUCGGGGUUCAGGAGGGCUGUCCCGACAGGAGGGAGUGGGAGACUCGACUUCAGGAGACCCUGGGACCUUACUACGUCAUGCUGUAUGCAGCGUCACAUGGCGUUUUGUAUCUCACUGUAUUCGUCAGAAGAGACCUCAUCUGGUUCUGCUCUGAAGUGGAACACGCCACAGUCACAACCAGGAUCAUCUCUCAGAUCAAGACAAAAGGGGCUGUGGGGAUUGCCUUUACUUUUUUUGGAACUUCCUUCCUCUUCAUCACAUCCCAUUUUACCUCUGGAGACGCCAAAGUUUACGAGAGAAUCCUCGAUUACAACAAGAUCAUCGAGGCUCUAGCUCUUCCAAAAGGCCUUCCAGACACAAACCCUUACCGCUCCACGCCGUCUGACGUCACCACAAGAUUCGACCAGGUCUUCUGGUUUGGAGACUUUAACUUCCGGCUGUGUAAGGACCGUGGUGAAGUGGAGACCAUCAUGAACCGCACCACAGGAGGCGACAUGGGCCCCCUGCUGGAGCACGAUCAGCUCUCUAAGGAGAUGAAGGAGGGUUCUAUCUUUAAAGGCUUUCAAGAGGCACAAAUACACUUUCCCCCAACGUACAAAUUUGACGUCGGCUGCGACGUCUACGACACAACUUCUAAACAGAGAACGCCUUCAUUCACAGACAGGAUCCUGUUCAGGAACAGACAGGCCGACGACAUUAAGGUGGUCAAGUACAGCAACUGCUCCAGCAUCAAGACCUCAGACCAUCGACCCGUCAUCGGUGUCUUCCAGGUCAAACUAAGACCAGGCAGAGACAAUAUUCCCCUGGGAGCGGGACAGUUCGACCGAGGCUUGUACUUGGAGGGCAUUCGGAGGAGGAUCAACAGAGAGCUGAAGAGGAGGGAAGCCAUGAAGAACCAAGGUAGCAGCACCAUCUGCUCCAUCUCUUAGACCUUUAAAGUGGAUUCUCUGGACCAGACCAGACCAGAUCCAACUGUUCCAUAAACAGGUGGUAAAGGACCAAAAAGAAACCAGAGUUGUCUUGAAGUCCUGCUCCGGUGAAAAUCAUGUUUUCAUGACCCCUUUGUGCCUUUUUAUUGGACAGAAGACAAAUGAACCUCUGUGACACCACAGUGAACAAAUGCAAGUCUGAAAACAACGGAUCAUCAAAUCAAAUCAUAUUUUAAUUGUAUAUCCCAAAUUCACAAAACACAUCUUGCCUCAGAGGGCCUUACAUCUGUACAGGCAGUGACACCCUCAUGGAGGUUUUGACACGUCACAAACCUAAGAAACCCUUCCUGUCAACUUGUAGCUGGAGAGGGCUCAACUACAGGUGAGCUGAGGAGGUGAGGAGACGGGGAGCAGGAGGCCACGUCAUCGUCACCUUCACAGAUCCUACUCACGAAACAAGAGAGGAAGGUGUAGAGUUGUAUUCGACUCAUUUUAAGGCAUUUCUCACAUUAAACCUUUUGAAUAUUUCAUUUUGGGGAACAGAGUUGAUUUGAUUUGGGAGGGAAUAAGCUCCCGGAGUGGGACUUUAACUACAUAGAACCAAGUGGCGGUUGUGGUAACUGAGCAGACUGCGCCCUCUGUUGGGCAUUCAGGAGAACUUCUUGUGAGUGAGUGUGUGCUGCUGGUCUAAGGGAAUGUCUGGCUGUCCUUGAGGGCAGGGACCGUGAGGUCAGUCAGGCAGGCAGAUGUUUGCGGACACAGCAGCAGUCUGGCUUUUAUUUAUCCGUCGCUCUACUCUUCAGUCUUCAGUCACACGCUGCAGUGUGAGCUGACGUAACUGCAUUUCAUUUUCUAAUUAUUUUUAUAUGUAUUUAAAAAGCAUCAUGAAACGCAGUGUUAACGUUUUUGUCUGAAUUUGACAUUGUUGUUGAAAUGCCUCGCGACUUAGGGAAUCACACAAAAGUACAGUGAACAUUCAGGUGCACCUCGAAUCACACCGGUGGACUUUCUCUUUUAAAGUUGAGAUACAGUCUGAUUGAAUAAGGGAGCUGUUCCAUUAUUUCCCUCAUCAAGUCAAAUGGCACAAAAUCAGCGAGCACUCAAGUGAUGACGUCGUUACAUGGUACUGUUGAAUUUCAGGACGAUAAAGUGUAUUUGAUGUUUUAUUUUUAAGGAACUCACUUCCUGUCAAAUAGACGGAGGAUUUUAUUUAAUUAACGUUAUUGCCGGGAACACAUUUUUCUCUUAUCAGGCCAAGUGAUCCUUUACAGCAGAUUCUAACUCAUUGCCUUAACCUCUCAUCAGCCUGCUGUGUAACCUCAUAUCUACUGUAACCUCUCCAUGUACUGUAUGUUACAUUAAUGAACUUGUUUCCAUCAUUCAGAGCAGUCUGCUCCACGAAAAGUGCCUGUAGGUCUUGUUUUCAUUUCCUCAGGACCUCUGUCUUUUUCUAUGUUCACCUGUGAUGUCACAGCGUUAAUAAACAUUUUAAAACAGAUUUGUUUGUCGGCUUAAUCGUCGUAAAUCACACUGCAACGCUGGAGCUUUGAAAAUAUAUUAUUUUUCAUAGAGAAAAUAAUAUAUUUGGUUUACAGAGGUCACAUCUAACAUAUCAGCUUUGGUGAGAAGCCACUGAAAUAAAAGUGAAAUACAUGUCGGUGUAUUCGGAAACAAACCAAAACAAUAAAACAUUUUAAAUGUUGAAGCAGUGGAGACGUCUCAGAAAGUAAACCACCCACUCCUGUCCAAAAUAAUUUACUGUCAAACGAUGCCUUUGUUUUAUGCCCGUUAAGUUUAUUGAAAUCUACACGGACACUAACAAAACCAGAAACAUAAAAAACAGAAGGUUUCACUGUAGAUUUCAGUCUCUCUACAGAGCGUCUGAGACAAACGUGACAGAAACCAUGACCUCAGUCCACAGAUGUACAGUUGGCCAGCAAUGUCUUUAUCACAAGUAUCUUGAUUAACCAUUGCAUUGCGUCUCCUGAGCCUGUAAAGAGAGAUUGUGAAGUGCUUUUGUAUAAAUAGUGAGUUUUUUCAGUUUCUUUAAUACCUGCUCGAAAAAUAAAAAGGUCUGAAAAGAAUUUUAAGAGCGGAACGUCCGAAAACUGAAAAAUCCAAUGGCUCAAUAAAAAGUAACAGCAUAGACAGUUUUGCGGAUGUUACCCACCCUCCUUUCUCUCGUCUCGCUGCUGAUUUCUCUGUAAAAACUAAACAUCUAUACUGAGGGUUUUUUUUAAACAGGAAAUGAAUACUCAACUUUGCCCGUGGGGGGCAGGGCAUUGUCCC